AAUGUUUGUUGGCCGUAGCAUUCAGCGUAGCUCAGCACCCUAAAAAGUGUACAAAAAUUCCGAAAAACUGAAAACAAUCCAAAAAUCGAGGUUUUUUGAACAAAAUUGCAGUAAGUGGUGCCAACAACAACAGCAACAACAACAACAACAUCAGCAAGUGCAUGAAACAUAAGUAAUAAGAAUUCAGAAUUCAGAAUCCUGUGUCGGAAGAAUGUCGGAACUUCAAGCAUCGCUGCUGCUGAAGCGCCAACUUGCGGAAUUGCAUCGCAAUCCCGUCGAGGGCUUCUCAGCCGGCUUAAUCAAUGACGACGAUAUAUUCAAAUGGGAAGUGGUCAUCAUUGGGCCACAGGACACACUCUAUGAGAGUGGCUGCUUUAAGGCACACUUGAUAUUUCCCAAGGAGUAUCCGUUGCGACCGCCGCGCAUGAAGUUCGUCACCGAAAUCUGGCAUCCGAAUAUUGAAAAGAAUGGCGAUGUCUGCAUCUCAAUUUUGCACGAGCCGGGCGAUGAUAAAUGGGGUUAUGAGAAGGCCGAGGAGCGCUGGUUGCCCGUGCACACGGUGGAAACGAUUCUGCUGUCGGUCAUCUCCAUGCUGACCGAUCCCAAUGAUGAGUCGGCCGCCAAUGUGGAUGCAGCCAAGGAAUGGCGCGAAGAUUAUGCUGAAUUCAAGCGGAAAGUAGCUCGUUGUGUGCGUCGCAGCCAGGAGGAGGUCUAGACUCUACAGAUGCCAGAUAAACAAAAUUCAACACACAUUCCACGGUCAACAUUCAAAUAAAAGCGACUACUUGCAAA
This is a messenger RNA of Drosophila innubila, 792 nucleotides long. RefSeq names its product ubiquitin-conjugating enzyme E2 G1 (gene Ubc87F). The record is from RefSeq and is a predicted model, not a curated record. The transcript has a single exon. Gene Ontology annotation, biological process: protein polyubiquitination; proteasome-mediated ubiquitin-dependent protein catabolic process. NCBI's taxonomy places the organism in Eukaryota, Metazoa, Arthropoda, Insecta, Diptera, Drosophilidae. Gene Ontology annotation, molecular function: ubiquitin conjugating enzyme activity. Bases 212 to 715 code for a protein of 167 amino acids.